GAAACCCAGUCCUAUGCUCGGUUCAGUCUACCAAGUAGGGAGGUCAGUGGGGGGGAACGUCAGUUGAGCGUGGUUCGUGUCGUUUGUGGAUUGUUUGUACAUUUCCUUUGCAAGUCAGUUCUUCUGAUCAGUGCGAGUGAAACAUCGUUAAAAGGUUAGUUUACCGAACAUUUAGUUUGAUACAGUCCUUAAGUUCAUUCCCAGAAUCAAGUAGACAUGAUAGAGAUUCAGAAAACGUAGUUGAUAUAUACCUUCCGCUUUCGAAUUCGUUAUCAGAUUAUUCACUGGUUUUAUUGCAAUUCAUUUGAUUUCAAAAAAAAUCAUGUCACCUCAUACCUGUCAUAUCUAUCUUCAAAUUUUUAACUUCCGUGCUGCAUAAAGCCGCGUUUUUCAAACGCUGCUCACUCCCUCCUCCCCAACCCGAAUUUAUUCCUCUGUACUUACACCUAGCUUGUAUGCGUAGUGUAUCAACCCUUUUCAACAUGUUACAUUCCAGCCCCGGCGGAAUUUUUAGAGUAAACAAAUAAGAUAUUCAUUGACCAAGGGAUCAUAAAAAGUUUCUAAAACAUUAGUGCAGAAAAGCUACUCUGGUUCGGAUAGACAACAGAUGUAGGGAUUAAAUUUACAUGCGGACUUUAGUCUGGCAUGGAUGGGUGCAUGUUAGAUGCAGGGUCUAAUUUACAUGCCGACACUAGCUUCAGUGGCCCUUUUGUUGUACAAGGGAGGAUUUUACGGUUCGGCGCAUGUGCAAGCCAUGACAUUAGGUUAUAUUUUAGAAACAAAUUGACAAGUUAAAUUGCAUUUCUGAGAUAUAUAUACAUAGUUUGAGGAUUAUUUUUUCCAUAGAGAGUUUUUUGGUUAGGCCAAGCCAUGACAUUAGGUUAUAUUAAAAAAAAAAAUUGACAAGUUAAAUUGCAUUCCUGAAAUAUAUUUACACAGUUUGAGGAUUUUGGUUUCCCCAGAGAGUUUUUUGUUUAAACCAUUCACUAUCUUAAAUGGUCUAUAAACAGAGAGCUUAUAACACUUAUAACCAGACUAAAAAAGCUUUUCAAAGAAAGCAAUAUUCCUAUUUCGAACAUUCUGGGUGAAACCCAGUCCUAUGCUCCGUUCAGUCUACCAAGUAGGGAGGUCAGUGGGGUGGAACGUCAGUUGGGCCGUUGUUCGUGUUGUUUGUGGAUUGUUUCUACAUUUCCUUUGCAAGUCAGUUCUUCUGAUCAGUGCGAGUGAAACAUCGUUAAAAGGUUAGUUUACCAAACAUUUAGUUUGAUACAGUCCUUAAGUUCAUUCCCAGAAAAAAGUAGACAUGAUAGAGAUACAAAAAACGUGGUUAAUACCUUCGGCUUUCGAAUUCGUUAUCAGAUUAUUCACUGGUUUUAUUGCAAUUCAUUCGGUUGUAAAAAAAAAACCAUGUCACCUCAUGGUUUACCUGUCAUCUCCAUCUUCAAAUUUUUAGCCUUUGUGCUGCAUAAAGGCGCGUUUUUCAAACAAUGGUCACUCCCUCCUCCCCAACUUGAAUUUAUUCCUCUAUAAGUACACCUAUAUUGUAUGCGUAGCUUAUCAGCCAUUUCCAACAUGUUACAUUCCUGCCCCGGCGGAAUUUUUAUGGUGAAUAAAUAAGUUACUCAUUGACUAAGGGAUCAUAAAGAGCUUUUAAAACAUUAGUGAAGAAAAGCUACUCUGGUUUGUGACGAUAGGUUUUGCCCUUCCAACUAAAAAGCACAAAUCUGGGAAAUAAGCGUUAAGAGAAUUCGAGCGACUUCGGCGUCUGAACAACAAGGGGGAAAACUAAUUCUGCAACUCGCUUGGCUAGCGGAGAAGGAACUCUCACUGUUCCACGGUACUAGGAUCUGCUAAAACUGGAAAACAGGACAGCACUCAAACUUAAACUUUAACAGUUUAAUCGUCAGCUCGUGGACGUAAAUCAUACAGACAUGUGCAUCAAAUAAUGUAAAUCGUACAAGCAUGUAAAUCCGCAAUGUAAAUCGAAAAACAGGGAUAACAGUGCUCUAUUUAUACUAACCGAUCAACUUAUCACAGCAUCACAAAACAAAUGGAAAGAAGGCUGAAUAAAAUCAGCUGAACACUGAGAACAAACCUGACUAAAUUCAGCUUUAAAAUUCAUAUGUUAAACUAAACGACUCAAAAUGAAAUGUCAGUCAAGCAAGUGAAUUUAGGAAAUUUACAAAGAAAGCUGUGUAAACUUGAGAAUUCGAGUUUCCUUUGCUCAGGAUUCCUUAAAAUUGUGUCAAAACUGAAAAAUUAAGACGGUUGGUAUUUGAACAGGAGAAAGAUCCAGUUGUUCAGUGACUAAGCUGUAUAAUUAUCCAGAAACAAAUUAUCCUUUUAAAAGUAAACAGUGAAAUAAAAUGUGCAUAAUUUAAGGGAACUAAAACAUCUCAUUGCAAAUUCAGUAUAAAUUACGGCGAAAACAACUUUAAAUGGAGUCUAAGAGCUAGAUUUGAAAUUUGAGGCGAACAGAGAAUUCAUAGGAAAUUUCUCCUUACAGUUUGGAUAGACAAUAGAUGGGGGGACUAAAUUUACAUGUGGACGUUAGUCUGGCAUGGAUGGGUGCAUGUUAGAUGAAGAGUCUAAUAAUUCAGAUGCCGACAUUAGCUUCAGUGGCCCUUUUGUUUUACAAGGGAGGAUUUUACGGUUCGGAGCAUGUGCAAGCCACGACAUUAGGUUAUAUUAGUAUACUAGUAAGGGAGGUAUUGGAGUAUAAAGCACAUAAAGUGGCAGCCAUUCUAUGUAUUUCCACGAGAACUGUGGAAAGUUAAAAGAGCUAAAAUUCUCUUGGUAAAGUGGCCUAUAAAGGGGGAGCUUAUAACGGUUAUAACCAGACUAAAAACUCGUUUUAAAGCAAGCAACAUUCCUAAUUUCGUUUGCCGAGCAUUCUGAGUGAAAGCCAGUCCUAUGCUCGGUUCAGUCUACCAAUGUACGGAGGUCAGUGGGGUGGAACGUCAGUUGGGUGUUGUUCGUGCUGUUCGUGGUUGGUUUACAUUUCCUUUACAAGUCUGUUCUUCUGAUCUGUGCGAGUGAAACAUCAUAAAAAGGUCAAUUUAUCGAACGCUUAGUUUGAUACAGUCCUUAAGUUCAUUCCCAGAAGCAAGUAGACAUGAUAGAGAUUCAGAAAACGUAGUUGAUAUAUACCUUCCGCUUUCGAAUUCGUUAUCAGAUUAUUCACUGCUUUUUUUUGCAAUUCAUUCGGUAUCAAAAAAAUAUCAUGUCAAAUUUUUAUCCUUUGUGCUGCAUAAAGGUGCGUGUUUCAAAAGAUGCUCACUCCACGCUCCCCAACCCGAAUUUAUUCCUCUAUAAGUACACCUAGUUUGAAUGCGUCUUUUAUCAACCCUUUCCAACAUGUUACAUCCCUGCCCCGGCGGAAUUUUUGUAGUGAAUAUAUAAGCUACUAAUUGACCAAGGAAUCAUAAACAGUUUCUAAAACAGAAAAGCUACUCUGGUUGGGAUAGACAACAGAUGUAGGGAUUAAAUUUACAUGCUUACGUUAGUCUGGCAUGGAUGGGUGCAAUUUACAUGCCGACGCUAACUUCAGUCGCCCUUUUGUUUUACAAGGGAGGAUUUUACGGUUCGGCGCAUGUGCAAGCCAUGACAUUAGGUUAUAUUUUAGAAACAAAUUUACAAGUUAAAUUGCAUUUCUGAGAUAUAUAUAUAUACAUAGUUUGAGGAUUAUUUUUUCCAUAGAGAGUUUUUUGGUUAGGCCAUUCACUAUCUUAUGUUCCAUACUUAUCUCUGCUAUUUCCCCGCUCCUUCAGCAUCUGAUAAUUUAGAAAGCAGACAUUUCGUCGCAUCAUUUUAAGAGCGAGUAACGAAUAAACGCCCCGAGCCACAAUAAACACAACUGAAUAAUCGUGAUAUUUAUGCUUGUAGCUGAUGACCGAAACACAGACUGAGAAUUAAAGAAGACAAAAGACUUGCUACAAGCUAAUUCGUAAUAUCACAAAAUAAAACGGACUCCAGCAAGGGAGAUGUUGGAGUAUAAAGCACAUGAAGUGGCGGCCAUUCUAGGUAUUUCCACGAGAACUGUGGAAAGUUAAAAGAGCUAAAAUUCUCUUGGUAAAGUCGCCUAUAAACGGGGAGCUUAUAACAGUUAUAACCAGACUAAAAACUCGUUUUUAAGCAAGCAACAUUCUUAAUUUCGUUUGCCGAGCAUUCUGAGUGAAACUAAGUCCUAUGCUCCGUUCAGUCUACCAAUUAGGGAGGUCAGUGGGGUGGAACGUCAGUUGGGUGUUGUUCGUGUUGUAAGUGGAUUGUUUGUACAUUUCCUUUGCAAGUCAGUUCUUCUGAUCAGUGCGAGUAAAACAUCGUUAAAAGGUUAGUUUACCAAACAUUUAGUUUGAUACAGUCCUUAAGUUCAUUCCCAGAUGAAGAAGACAUGAUAGAGAGAAAAAACGUGGUUUAUACCUUCCGCUUUCGAAUUCGAUAUCAGAUUAUUCACUGGUUUUUUUGCAAGUCAUUCGGUUGCAAAAAAAAAUCAUGUCACCUCAUAGUUUACCUGUCAUCUCCAUCUUCAAAUUUUUAGCCUUUGUGCUGCGUAAAGGCGCGUUUUUCAAACAAUGCUCACUCCCUCCUCCCCAACCCGAAUUUAUUCCUCUAUAAGUACACCUACAUUGUAUGCGAAGUUUGUCAGCCACUUCCAACAUGUUACAUUCCUGCCCCGGCGGAAUUUUUAUAGUGAAUAAAUAAGUUACUCAUUGACUAAGGGAUCAUAAAGAGCUUCUAAAACAUUAGUACAGAAAAGCUACUCUGGUUUGUGACGAUAGGUUUUUCCCUUCCAAGCACAAAUCGGGGAAAUAAGCUUUAACAGAAUUCGAGCGACUUCGGCGUCUGAACAACAAGGGAGAAAACUAAUUCUGCAACUCGCUUGGCUAACGGGGAAGGAACUCGUCACUGUUCCACGGUACUAGGAUCUGCUAAAACUGGAAAACAGGACAGCACUCAAAUUUGGACUUCAACAGUUUAAUCGUCAGCUCGUGGACGUAAAUCAUACAGACAUGUGCAUCAAAUAAUGUAAAUCGUACAAGCAUGUAAAUCCGCAAUGUAAAUCGAAAAACAGGGAUAACAGUGCUCUAUUUAUACUAACCGAUCAACUUAUUACAGCAUCACAAAACAAAUGGAAAGAAGGCAGAGUAAAAUCAGCUGAACACUGAAAACAAACCUGACUAAAUUCAGCUUUAAAAUUCAUAUGUUAAACUAAACGACUCAAAAUGAAAUGUCAGUCAAGCAAGUGAAUUUAGGAAAUUUACAAAGAAAGCUGUGUAAACUUGAGAAUUCGAGUUUCCUUUGCUCAGGAUUCCUUAAAAUUGUGUCAAAACUGAAAAAUUAAGACGGUUGGUAUUUGAACAGGAGAAAGAUCCAGUUGUUCAGUGACUAAGCUGUAUAAUUAUCCAGAAACAAAUUAUCCUUUUAAAAGUAAACAGUGAAAUAAAAUGUGCAUAAUUUAAGGGAACUAAAACAUCUCAUUGCAAAUUCAGUAUAAAUUACGGCGAAAACAACUUCAAAUGGAGUUUAAGAGCUAGAUUUGAAAUUCGAGGCGAAUAAAGAAUUCAUAGGAAAUUUCUCCUUACAGUUUGGAUAGACAACAGAUGGAGGGACUAAAUUUACAUGUGGACGUUAGUCUGGCAUGGAUGGGUGCAUGUUAGAUGAAGAGUCUAAUAAUUUAGAUGCCGACAUUAGCUUCAGUGGCCCUUUUGUUUUACAAGGGAGGAUUUUACGGUUCGGCGCAUGUGCAAGCCACGUAAUUAGGUUAUAUUAGUACACUAGUAAGGGAGGUAUUGGAGUAUAAAGCACAUGAAGUGGCGGCCAUUCUAUGUAUUUCCACGAGAACUGUGGAAAGUUAAAAGAGCUAAAAUUCUCUUGGUAAAGUGACCUAUAAACGGGGAGCUUAUAACAGUUAUAACCAGACUAAAAACUCGUUUCAAAGCAAGCAGCAUUCCUAAUUUCGUUUGCAGAGCAUUCUGAGUGAAACCCAGUCCUAUGCUCGGUUCAGUCUACCAAGUACGGAGGUCAGUGGGGUGGAACGUCAGUUGGGUGUUGUUCGUGUUGUUCGUGGUUGGUUUACAUUUCCUUUACAAGUCUGUUCUUCUGAUCUGUGCGAGUGAAACAUCAUAAAAAGGUUAAUUUAUCGAACGUUUAGUUUGAAACAGUCCUUAAGUUCAUUCCCAGAAGCAAGUAGACAUGAUAGAGAUUCAGAAAACGUAGUUGAUAUAUACCUUCCGCUUUCGAAUUCGUUAUCAGAUUAUUCACUGCUUUUUUUUUGCAAUUCAUUCGGUUUCAAAAAUUAUCAUGUCACCUCAUAGUUUACCCGUCAUCUCCAUCUUCAAAUGUUUAUCCUUUGUGCUGCAUAAAGGUGCGUGUUUCAAAAGAUGCUUUCUCCACGCUCCCCAACCCGAAUUUAUUCCUCUAUAAGUACACCUAGUUUGAAUGCGUCGUUUAUCAACCCUUUCCAACAUGUUACAUCCCUGCCCCGGCGGAAUUUUUAUAGUGAAUACAUAAGCUACUAAUUGACCAAGGGAUCAUAAACAGUUUCUAAAACAUUAGUACAGAAAAGCUACUAUGGUUCGGAUAGACAACUGAUGUAGGGAUUAAAUUUACAUGUUUACGUUAGUCUGGCAUGGAUGGGUGCAAUUUACAUGCCGACGCUAACUUCAAUCGCCCUUUUGUUUUACAAGGGAGGAUUUUACGGUUCGGCGCAUGUGCAAGCCAUGACAUUAGGUUAUAUUUUAAAAACAAAUUGACAAGUUAAAUUGCAUUUCUGAGAUAUAUAUACAUAGUUUGAGGAUUAUUUUUUCCAUAGAGAGUUUUUUGGUUAGGCCAUUCACUAUCUUAUGGUCCAUACUUAUCUCUGCUAUUUCCCCGCUCCUUCAGCAUCUGAUAAUUUAGAAAGCAGACAUUUCGUCGCAUCAUUUUAAGGUCUCGGUAAAGGAAAACGAGGUGCCCACAGAAAAAAAUUCUAGUCGCGCGAGUAUUUUCGCUAAAAAGGCAAGUUAUAAAUCAAAUUAAAGCUAAAAGACUAAAUUGCCUUAUAAAAGAUUUUAUUUCAUCGAAUUUCAAAAGGGGCUUAACUUUUUUGCUCUCGAACUCAGAGGUAUCGAGGUUACUGCUGAAGCUCCAGCCCUUUCGCGUUGUUAAAUAUUCACUUUCUUUUUUUAAAUGCGUCUGAUUGACAGAUAAAAGGCCUAAAAAUAUGUGUGAGGAAAUUUGCAUAUGUCUCGUAUUAGCGGAAUUAUUGCAUUUCAAACUAAAAAGUCGAAUCUCGAGUGCGAUUUACGCAAAGAAACUGACAUAAAAUCAGUUACAAAGGGAAAUCGGAAAAUUCCUCACACCUUUUAUGAGUCUAUAUCAUUAUCCAUCAUAUCUGAAAGUUUCAAACCGAUAGCUUAAAACCUGUCCCGACUGGAGGUCGGAGAAUUUUGAUUUUUGCGUCUAAAAUAGAGUGAGAGAAAAUCAGCUCUAAAGAUUUAGCGCGGGUCCACGCUUGGCUGGUUAGCUCAGAAAAGGCUCAUUUUAGAAGGGUUAAAAAGCACUUUCUGGUUUUCUUUUUCUGUCAAAAUAAAAUUUAGGACCCACUCAUGCCAAAAAUCCAAAAAAAACAAAAUCGAGCAAUGUACUAAAAUUUUCAUUUACCGAGACCUUAAGAGCGAGUAACAAAUAAACGCCCCCAGCAACAAUAAACACAACUGAAUAAUCGUGAUAUUUAUGCUUGUAGCUGAUGACCGAAACACAGACUGGAAUUGCAGAAGACAAAAGACUUGCUACAAGCUAAUUCGUAAUAUCACAAAAUAAAACGGACUCUAGCAAGGGAGGUAUUGGAGUAUAAAGCACAUGAAGUGGCGGCCAUUCUAGGUAUUUCCACGACAACUGUGGAAAGUUAAAAGAACUAAAAUUCUCUUGGUAAAGUGGCCUAUAAACGGGGAGCUUAUAACAGUUAUAACCAGACUAAAAUCUCGUUUAAAAGCAAGCAACAUUCCUAAUUUCGUUUGCCGAGCAUUCUGAGUGAAACCCAGUCCUAUGCUCCGUUCAGUCUACCAAUUAGGGAGGUCAGUGGGGUGGAACGUCAGUUGGGUGUUGUUCGUGCUGUUUGUGGAUUGUUUCUACAUUUCCUUUGCAAGUCAGUUCUUCUGAUCAGUGCGAGUAAAACAUCAUUAAAAGGUUAGUUUACCAAACAUUUAGUUUGAUACAGUCCUUAAGUUCAUUCCCAGAUGAAGAAGACAUGAUAGAGAGACAAAAAACGUGGUUUAUACCUUCCGCUAUCGAAUUCGAUAUCAGAUUAUUCACUGGUUUUAUUGCAAUUCAUUCGGUUGCAAAAAAAAUCAUGUCACCUCAUAGUUUACCUGUCAUCUCCAUCUUCAAAUUUUUAGCCUUUGUGCUGCUUAAAGGCGCGUUUUUCAAACAAUGCUCACUCCCUCCUCCCCAACUCGAAUUUAUUCCUCUAUAAGUACACCUACAUUGUAUGCGAAGUUUAUCAGCCACUUCCAACAUGUUACAUUCCUGCCCCGGCGGAAUUUUUAUAGUGAAUAAAGAAGUUACUCAUUGAGUAAGGGAUCAUAAAGAACUUCUAAAACAUUAGUGCAGAAAAGCUACUCUGGUUUGUGACGAUAGGUUUUGCCCUUCCAAGCACAAAUCGGGGAAAUAAGCGUUAACAGAAUUCGAGCGACUUCGGCGUCUGAACAACAAGGGGGAAAACUAAUUCUGCAACUCGCUUGGCUAACGGGGAAGGAACUCGUCACUGUUCCACGGUACUAGGAUCUGCUAAAACUGGAAAACAGGACAGCAUUCAAACUUGGACUUCAACAGUUUAAUCGUCAGCUCGUGGACGUAAAUCAUACAGACAUGUGCAUCAAAUAAUGUAAAUCGUACAAGCAUGUAAAUCCGCAAUGUAAAUCGAAAAACAGGGAUAACAGUGCUCUAUUUAUACUAACCGAUCAACUUAUUACAGCAUCACAAAACAAAUGGAAAGAAGGCUGAAUAAAAUCAGCUGAGCACUGAAAACAAACCUGACUAAAUUCAGCUUUAAAAUUCAUAUGUUAAACUAAACGACUCAAAAUUAAAUGUCAGUCAAGCAAUUGAAUUUAGGAAAUUUACAAAGAAAGCUGUGUAAACUUGAGAAUUCGAGUUUCCUUUGCUCAGGAUUCCUUAAAAUUGUGUCAAAACUGAAAAAUUUAGACGGUUGGUAUUUGAAUAGGAGAAAGAUCCAGUUGUUCAGUGACUAAGCUGUAUAAUUAUCCAGAAACAAAUUAUCCUUUUAAAAGUAAACAGUGAAAUAAAAUGUGCAUAAUUUAAGGGAACUAAAACAUCUCAUUGCAAAUUCAGUAUAAAUUACGGCGAAAACAACUUCAAAUGGAGUUUAAGAGCUAGAUUUGAAAUUCGAGGCGAAUAAAGAAUUCAUAGGAAAUUUCUCCUUACAGUUUGGAUAGACAACAGACGGAGGGACUAAAUUUACAUGUGGACGUUAGUCUGGCAUGGAUGGGUGCAUGUUAGAUGAAGAGUCUAAUAAUUUAGAUGCCGACAUUAGCUUCAGUGGCCCUUUUGUUUUACAAGGGAGGAUUUUACGGUUCGGCGCACGUGUAAGCCACGACAUUACGUUAUAUUAGCAUACUAGUAAGGGAAGUAUUGGAGUAUAAAGCACAUGAAGUGGCAGCCAUUCUAUGUAUUUCCACGAGAACUGUGGAAAGUUAAAAGAGCUAAAAUUCUCUUGGUAAAGUGGCCUAUAAACGGGGAGCUUAUAACAGUUAUAACCAGACUAAAAACUCGUUUUAAGCAAGCAACAUUCCUAAUUUCGUUUGCCGAGCAUUCUGAGUGAAAGCCAGUCCUAUGCUCGGUUCAGUCUACCAAGUACGGAGGUCAGUGGGGUGGAACGUCAGUUGGGUGUUGUUCGUGUUGUUCGCGGUUGGUUUACAUUUCCUUUACAAGUCUGUUCUUCUGAUCUGUGCUAGUGAAACAUCAUAAAAAUGUUAAUUUAUCGAACGUUUAGUUUGAUACAGUCCUUAAGUUCAUUCCCAGAAGCAAGUAGACAUGAUAGAGAUUCAGAAAACGUAGUUGAUAUAUACCUUCCGCUUUCGAAUUCGUUAUCAGAUUAUUCACUGCUUUUUUUUGCAAUUCAUUCGGUUUCAAAAAAAUAUCAUGUCACCUCAUAGUUUACCCGUCAUCUCCAUCUUCAAAUUUUUAUCCUUUGUGCUGCUUAAAGGUGCGUGUUUCAAAAGAUGCUCACUCCACGCUCCCCAACCCGAAUUUAUUCCUCUAUAAGUACACCUAGUUUGAAUGCGUCGUUUAUCAACCCUUUCCAACAUGUUACAUCCCUGCCCCGGCGGAAUUUUUAUAGUGAAUACAUAAGCUACUAAUUGACCAAGGGAUCAUAAACAGUUUCUAAAACAUUAGUACAGAAAAGCUACUCUGGCUUGGAUAGACAACAGAUGUAGAGAUUAAAUUUACAUGUGGACGUCAGUCUGGCAUGGAUGGGUGCAAUUUACAUGCCGACGCUAACUUCAGUCGCCCUUUUGUUUUACAAGGGAGGAUUUUACGGUUCGGCGCAUGUGCAAGCCAUGACAUUAGGUUAUAUUUUAAAAACAAAUUGACAAGUUAAAUUGCAUUUCUGAGAUAUAUAUACAUAGUUUGAGGAUUAUUUUUUCCAUAGAGAGUUUUUUGGUUAGGCCAUUCACUAUCUUAUGUCCCAUACUUAUCUCUGCUAUUUCCCCGCUCCUUCAGCUUCUGAUAAUUUAGAAAGCAGACAUUUCGUCGCAUCAUUUUAAGGUCUCGGUAAAGGAAAACGAGGUGCCCACAGAAAAAAUUCUAGUCGCGCGAGUAUUUUCGCUAAAAAGGCAAGUUAUAUAUCAAAUUAAAGCUAAAAGACUAAAUUACCUUAUAAAAGAUUUUAUUUCAUCGAAUUUCAAGAAGGCGCUUAAGUUUUUUGUUCUCGAACUCAGAGGUAUCGAGGUUACUGCUGAAGCUCCAGCCCUUUCGCGUUGUUAAAUAUUCACUUCCUUUUUAAUGCGUCUGAUUGACAGAUAAAAGACCUAAAAACGGUGUGAGGAAAUUUGCAUAUGUCUCGUAUCAGCGGAAUUAUUGCAUUUCAAACUAAAAAGUCGAAUCUCGAGUGCGAUUUACGCAAAGAAACUGACAUAAAAUGAGUUACAAAGGGAAAUCGGAAAAUUCCUCACAACCUUUUUGAGUCUAUAUCAUUAUCCAUCAUAUCUGAAAGUUUCAAAGCGAUAGCUUAAAACCUGUCCCGACUGGAGGUCGGAGAAUUUUGAUUUUUGCGUCUAAAAUAGAGUGAGAGAAAAUCAGCUCUAAAGAUUUAGCGCGGGGUCCACGCUUGGCUGGUUAGCUCAGAAAAGGCUCAUUUUAGAAGGGUUAAAAAGCACUUUCUGGUUUUCUUUUUCUGUCAAAAUAAAAUUUAGGACCCACUCAUGCCAAAAAUCCAAAAAAAACAAAAUCGAGCAAUGUACUAAAAUUUUCAUUUACCGAGACCUUAAGAGCGAGUAACAAAAGACUUGCUACAAGCUAAUUCUUAAUAUCACAAAAUAAAACGGACUCUAGCAAGGGAGGUGUUGGAGUAUAAAGCACAUGAAGUGGCGGCCAUUCUAGGUAUUUCCACGACAACUGUGGAAAGUUAAAAGAACUAAAAUUCUCUUGGUAAAGUGGCCUAUAAACGGGGAGCUUAUAACAGUUAUAACCAGACUAAAAUCUCGUUUAAAAGCAAGCAACAUUCCUAAUUUCGUUUGCCGAGCAUUCUGAGUGAAACCCAGUCCUAUGCUCCGUUCAGUCUACCAAUUAGGGAGGUCAGUGGGGUGGAACGUCAGUUGGGUGUUGUUCGUGCUGUUUGUGGAUUGUUUCUACAUUUCCUUUGCAAGUCAGUUCUUCUGAUCUGUGCGAGUGAAACAUCGUUAAAAGGUUAGUUUACCAAACAUUUAGUUUGAUACAGUCCUUAAGUUCAUUCCCAGAUGAAGAAGACAUGAUAAAGAGACAAAAAACGUUGUUUAUACCUUCCGCUAUCGAAUUCGAUAUCAGAUUAUUCACUGGUUUUAUUGCAAUUCAUUCGGUUGCAAAAAAAAUCAUGUCACCUCAUAGUUUACCUGUCAUCUCCAUCUUCAAAUUUUUAGCCUUUGUGCUGCUUAAAGGCGCGUUUUUCAAACAAUGCUCACUCCCUCCUCCCCAACUCGAAUUUAUUCCUCUAUAAGUACACCUACAUUGUAUGCGAAGUUUAUCAGCCACUUCCAACAUGUUACAUUCCUGCCCCGGCGGAAUUUUUAUAGUGAAUAAAUAAGUUACUCAUUGAGUAAGGGAUCAUAAAGAACUUCUAAAACAUUAGUGCAGAAAAGCUACUCUGGUUUGUGACGAUAGGUUUUGCCCUUCCAAGCACAAAUCGGGGAGGGGGGGAAUUCGAGCGACUUCGGCGUCUGAACAACAAGGGGGAAAACUAAUUCUGCAACUCGCUUGGCUAGCGGGGAAGGAACCCGUCACUGUUCCACGGUACUAGGAUCUGCUAAAACUGGAAAACAGGACAGCACUCAAACUUGGACUUCAACAGUUUAAUCGUCAGCUCGUGCACGUAAAUCAUACAGAAAUUUGCAUCAAAUAAUGUAAAUCGUACAAGCAUGUAAAUCCGCAAUGUAAAUCGAAAAACAGGGAUAACAGUGCUCUAUUUAUACUAACCGAUCAACUUAUUACAGCAUCACGAAACAAAUGGAAAGAAGGCUGAAUAAAAUCAGCUGAGCACUGAAAACAAACCUGACUAAAUUCAGCUUUAAAAUUCAUAUGUUAAACUAAACGACUCAAAAUGAAAUGUCAGUCAAGCAAGUGAAUUUAGGAAAUUUACAAAGAAAGCUGUGUAAACUUGAGAAUUCGAGUUUCCUUUGCUCAGGAUUCCUUAAAAUGUCAAGACUGAAAACUUAAGACGGUUGGUAUAUUUGAAUAGGAGAAAGAUUAAGCUGUAUAAAUGUGCAUAAAUGUGCAUAAUUUAAGGGAACUAAAACAUCUCACUGUAAAUUCAGUACAAAUUACGGCGAAAACAACUUCAAAUGGAGUUUAAGAGCUAGAUUUGAAAUUCGAGGCGAAUAAAGAAUUCAUAGGAAAUUUCUCCUUACAGUUUGUUUAGUUUGGAUAGACAACAGAUGGAGGGACUAAAUUUACAUGUGGACGUUAGUCUGGCAUGGAUGGGUGCAUGUUAGAUGAAGAGUCUAAUAAUUUAGAUGCCGACAUUAGCUUCAGUGGCCCUUUUGUUUUACAAGGGAGGAUUUUACGGUUCGGCGCAUGUGCUAGCCACGACAUUAGGUUAUAUUAUUUUUAAAAACAAAUUGACAAGUUAAAUUGUAUUUCUGAAAUAUAUAUACAAAGUUUGAGGAUUUUGGUUUCCCCAGAGAGUUUUUUGUUUAGGCCUUCACUAGUUAUGUUCCAUAUACUUAUCUCAACCUCGAGGUUGUAUUAUCUCUGCUAUUUCCCCGCUCCUUCAGCGUCUGAUAAUUUAGAACGCAGACAUUUCGUCACAUCGUUUUAAGAGCGACUAACAAAUAAACACCCCGAGUGGCAAGAAACACAACUGAAUGAUCGUGAUAUCUAUGCUUGUAGCUGAUGACCGAAACCCAGACUGAGAAUUAAAGAAGACAAAUGACUUGCUACAAGCUAAUUCGUAAUAUCGCAAAAUAAAAACAGACUCUAGCAAGGGAGAUGUUGGAGUAUCAAGCACAUGAAGUGGCGGCCAUUCUAUGUAUUUCCACGAGAACCGUGGAAAGUUAAAAGAGCUAAAAUUCUCUUGGUAAAGUGGCCUAUAAACGGGGAGCUUAUAACAGUUAUAACCAGACUAAAAUCUCGUUUUAAGCAAGCAACAUUCUUAAUUUCGUUUGCCGAGCAUUCUGAGUGAAAGCCAGUCCUAUGCUCGGUUCAGUCUACCACUGAGGUCAGUGUGGUGGAACGUCAGUUGGCUGUUUUUCGUGUUGCUUGUGGAUUGUUUGUACAUUUCCUUUGCAGGUCUGUUCUUCAGAUCUGUGUAAGUGAAACAUUAGAACAUGUUUAGUUCACAAAACGUUCAGUUUGCUUUGAGUGGGAUACAGUUCUUAUUAAUAAGUUUAUUCCCAGAAACAAGCAGAUAUUAAUACGAAAGAGAUAAGAGAUACGUGUUGAAUAACUUCCGCUUUAGAAUUUAUUACCCGGGGAUUACUCGUUAUAGUGGCCUAUACGGGGAGGCUCCGCUCGAAGAGGGUACCUUUUUCAGACUUCAGGUAUAUGAAAGGGUAGGGAUUUUACUCGUUGAAGUAUACGAAAGGGAAGGGAAAUCUGUCAUUUGGGUCUGUGAAAGAGCCCAAAUGGGCUUACAGAUGAAAUUUUAUGGCUUUAUAAAGUCGGGAAAACGUUCCCUUUUUGUCAUUUGUUCCUAGUUAAGGUGGCUCCGUAAUUAAUACAAGAGCAUAUAGCUGUGAAAAAUUUUCGGUCAUAACUUUUUCAAUUUUAACGCGAUGGCUGCGAAAAUUUGCAAAAAACAACAGAUGUCAUUCGGCAAUAAUACGAAAUAUUCCGAUUUCAUUGAUGGUAAAUAUUUCUUGAGAAAUUAGCGUUUAAAAGGACCCUACUGUUCAAGAAAAUAGCGUCUAGUAAAAAAUUUUGCUGAUAUUUUUUACUGAAAUUUCUGGUAUCGGCUUUAAUUGAUAUAAUAAAUAUGCCAGACGAAUUUCAGAAAAAUCGUUGGAGCAGAAGUUCGUAACUAAAAGUCGCUCAAAAUUCAGCUGUGAAAUUGUUUUGGAAUCUCAAAAAUAAAUUACUAUCAGGAAGAAGGAGACAUCAGUUUCAAUUUUCGGGACAGAUAAAUUCAGUGUUUGCUAACUCUGAAAACAGAAGCCGAUUGCCUAUGGUGCUAUUCUUUAAAAGAUACUCUUCAGUUUUGGAAGCACUAUAAAUUGCUCGAAAUUUUGCUCUGACGUCGAAUGACUUCUUCCUCGACAUUUUUAAAAUAUCCCUUGGCAGUUUUGGUUCAAACUCCUGCUACAUACAUUUUGAUGUAUUGCAAUGCAUCCUCAACGGCUUUUCCUGCUGUACGUUGUUUCCAAUUCAGGAAAAAGGUAUUGGGAUUGUAAGCUACCUUGUAUCGAAGCUUAGAUAGAACUGUCGAGCACCUUUGUUUAUGACCAGAAAAUGAGCACGAGAGGCAGCUCUGCGAGGAACUCGCACCUCAGCCAGGGGGGACGAAUGACAAUGAUGCCUAUGUCUCUUCACUGUUUCCAGUUCCAUACUUAUCUCUGCUAUAAAGUAUUCAUACCCUCAGCAUCUGAUAAGAAAGCAAACAUUUAGUUGCAUCAUUCUAUGGGGGGGUGUUACAAAUAGACAACCAGCAGAGACAAUGAACACAAAUCAUUGAGUUAUCUGUCCGUACAUGACCCUAACUAUAGGAAAUGGAUACAGGCUUUAGCUGAUAACUGAAAAACAGUCUAAGCAUUGAGCAAGACAAAAUUGUUGCUACACGCUAAGUCGUACCAUCCACAAAAUAAAAACAGACUCUAUGAAAGGAGGUAUUGGAGUAAAAAGUUAACAUGAAAUAGCGGCCGUUCUGCGUGCAUGUAGUUGCACAAUAACCGUGGAAAGUUACAGUAUAAGUGAGAGAAUUUUAGACAGUGGCUAGCUUAAGCAAAAACGACGGCUACAACAACGGCAAAAUUAGAAUAAAAAAUACGUUUUGCAAACCAAGACUGGAUUCACGCUUUUUUAAGCUUGCUGCAGUAGCACGACUACGACGUGAAACAUUUGUUUUUAUACGUUUUUUGGAAGACAUGAGACUAAAAUUCUUGUUUUGGUUCUUUCUGUUUUUUUGGCGCAGAACUCAUCAUUUCCCGAAAAUUCGCGGUAUUCUUGGUUUCUUUUAAUUUAGUAGUACUAAGUGUCACCUGUUGUGUUUUGGAGGCUAUCUUGGCCUUCUACCAGGGGUACCCAACGAUGGAUUCCUCCUAAAUGAAUCAAAAGGAAAAAAGUCGUUGGGUACCCCUGUUUCACUUUUGAUAUUUCGAAAUAUUUUCAGAAAUAAGCAUGUUGUAAGGUAUUGUAAUGUCUAGAGAGAGUGUUUUGAGAACAUGGAAACCGGUUUUUCUAGCUGAGUGGUUCUUCAAGUACCAGAAGUUCGUGAAGACCAACUAAGAUAGUGAGGUUUGACAUACCUUAAACUUUUUCGACGAUUAAUAUCAAUCUUCAUUUGUGACGGUAGACGGUAAGAAAUUACCUUAAUUCAUUGAGACCUUCUUAUCUAUGGAUAAAACAAAUACACUUAUACUGCGACACUCAAUACACUUCUGAAAAUGUCACUUCUAUCCUUCGCAAUAGUAACACUCAGCAAACGUUAUCUGGAGUUAAAACACAUCAUACUGCGACCUUCACUACACUGAAAACGUCAUUCUACCCAACACAAUACGCAGCACUUGGCAAAUGUUAUCUGGAGUUAACAAACACGUACUUAUACUGCAACACUCGCUACACUAAUCGAAACAUAUUUGCUGUAAUAUACAAAACGUAACCGUUGCCCCUGGCUGCAAAAUUCUUUUUUUUGUUUACAUACUUAAAAAAAAAGGUCCUUUAAAUUUUGUUCUUGACACAUAACGACACGUUGUCGAAGUGUUUGAGUUUCAAACGAGUUUAACUAAACAGGAACCACUGACAGUCAAGGUAUCACCCAAAAUUAAAAGUAAAAGAUAUCGAUGUUUGUUUUCUCCCUUUUUACAAUUGUCCCAACAAAUAAUGAUAGAUCUUGUAACUGAUUUCGUGAUCUCAAAAAGGAAUUCCAACAGGAUUGAAAAGGGCAAAGUGCAAAGUUGUACUCCACUGUAAGACUUUCAACAUUGCAUGUUGAAAGUAAAAUAGAUUUGUGAGUUUCUACUCGUGUUGGUUAGAAUAGGGUAAAUAAAUCUAAUAUUGUAGUAUUUUUUCUUUCACUUGUAGGAAGGCUUAGUGUACCUUUCUAUGGCCUCUGUUGCACCAUCACCCCUGGCCAGUUCUGUGGAGAAGACAAAUGGAGCCAAGCUCAGCAGGCUUCUCAUCGACGGUGGAACAACAGUUCUUAGAAAUAUUUUUGAUAUCUAUCAUCCUCCUGCGAACUUGAUUACUGACUUAAAUGCUAAUUAUUUCAUUCUAAACAAUCUCUUACGUCGUCGAGUUCUAAAUGGCCAUCAAUGGGACAAGCUGUUUCCACCUGGUGGAGUCCCUCCAGACUCCAACACCUUUGACAUCACUCUUCUUUUUCUCCUUCUGACCAACAUUUGUGGACUAGCCCCUCCCCCCUCAGGAUGGCACACUAUGCCACCCCCAAGUGACACGUCUCGUGAGGCUAACCUUGCACGGGUUAAGUUCUAUCGCAAUGUCUUGUACGGUCAUGUGACAACCACUGGUGUUGAUACACCAACUUUCUCUGCUCUGUGGACUGAAAUUAGUGGUGUUCUUGUGGCUCUUAAUCUUAAUCAGGCAGAAGUAGAUAGGUUGAAGGCAGAGAAAGGUGGAGAGCAAGAUUAUAUUGACGUGUUGAUUGAGUGGGCUGACAGCGAACAGGAUAUUAAGUCACAGUUGAAAAACAUACAUCAGUCCCAGAGCCUAACUCAUAGAGCAGUUGAGGAUGUACGUCACGCUCAAGCGAAGCUUCAAAAGACAGUGGAAGACGUGCAUCAGACCCAAGCUAUGACACAAACGACAGUGGAAGACAUACAUUUGACCCAGGCCAGUACUCAAAAGACAGUAGAAGACAUACAUCAGAGCCAUUCCAAAACACAAAAGACAGUGGACGACAUACAUCAGUCCCUGGCCAAGACACAAAAGACAGUUGAAGACGUGCAUCAGACCCAGGCCAACACACAAAAAACAGUGGAAGACGUGCGUCACUCAAUGAAUAACACUCAACAAAGCUUUGAAGAAGUCUCAGCACGUCUCAAGGAAAUAAAGGAAACAGUGGAUAGCUUAAACGACGCAAAAGAAAAAGACAGGACAGACGAGGUCCUUAGUAAUCUUACCAAGUCUGAAUUCAGAGGUGACAUUGAGUAUUAUGCGGAACGAUUUCAAGAAGGCACCCGUGAGUGGGUCUUUGACAGAGUUCAGAACUGGCUGGAUGACAAAAGUUCUCAAAACCGUGUGAUGGUAAUCAGUGCAAAUGCAGGGAUGGGAAAAUCUGUCAUCGCAGCUGUGAUUUGCAGGACAAUGCAAGAGGCUGACAGGCUGUCAGGAAGCCAUUUUUGUCAGUAUAACAAUGUACGCUACUGUAGGCCUCAGUUGAUGAUUCAGUCGCUUGCCUGUCACUUGUCCCGUGCCCUGCCAGAGUACAAGCAAGCUCUAGUGGAACAGCUGUCAAGAAAUCUGGGUACAGAUCUCAACAACAUGGGUGUAGAGGAGUUGUUUGCACUUCUUUUCAAGGAACCUCUUAGUGCUGUAGGUGAUCCAGGAAGAAACAUGCUCAUGGUGAUAGAUGGCUUGGAUGAAAGUGAAUACGAAGGAAGAAAUGAGCUUCUUGAUGUAAUUUCAAAUCAAUUUUUCAAGCUUCCUAAUUGGAUUCGUUUUCUUCUCACAACGCGUCCAGCCAUUAACAUUACAGAAAAACUGAAACAUUUGAAGCCAUUCGAACUGAACUAUAAUGAUGAAAAAAAUAUUGAAGACGUCAGAGUUCUUUUUCAAAAAAACCUGGAACACGUGGUCAAGCUAGGAAAUUUAGGCGAGUAUGUAGAGCGACUAGUUUUGAAAUCUGAAGGUCUGAUGCUGUACGCCCAUUUCCUUGUAUUGUUGAUCACUGAAAAUCCAUCAAUUCUUCACGAGGAAGACGUUGUUGACAGUUUACCGUUAGGAAUUUCUUCAGUGUAUCAUUCCUACUUUGAACGUCUCGAGCGUGAGCUCUUGAAGGAACUCCACAUAAAGGAAGAAAAUUUCCUGAAUCUGUUAUCUGCCAUUUCCACUUCAAGGGAGCCCCUGCCAGUGGGUUUUGUUUCUAAAAUAUUAGUACCGAACUCACAUUCACUACUUGCAAGGCGUAAAGUGCUGAGAGCCCUGGGCAGUGUCUCUGCACUUCUUCCUGUUCGUGAGGAUUGUCUUCAUGUCAUUCACAAGUCGGUUAAAGAUUGGUUGACAGACAUUUCAUGUUAUGGUGAGCAUGAAUUCAGCACGAGUGAAAACGAGGGACACCGUAUACAAGAAGCUCUGUGUACUGACGAACUUAAAAAUCUGAAACGGAAAAGUGUAAACAAAGUACAAUUUAGCAUCACUGAGAGGUACGCGCUGUAUCAUGGAGCACAUCACAUGCUACACAAGAGCAUCAAAAGAGAGCCACAUGAGCUGAACGAACUGACAAGGGCCUACAUUUUAGAUUUAGAAAUUGUGUAUGCCAAGACCUGCGUUAACAGCACAACAGCGACUGAAGACCUUCAGUGGCUUAAAGAGCAGGGGACUUUUACGUUGUUAUCAAAAGAUAACCAAAGUAUUGUGGACACCUUGUUGUUUCUAUUAAGAAAAAACCUCCGUUUGCUUACGGAUACCCCUCAUACUUUUCUUCAAACCAUUCUUAACCAAGGAGGAAAAGUGUUGACGGUUGAGGCGUCACAUCUUUUGCGAAAUAAGUAUCCUGAAAUACCAUAUAUGGAGGAUGUUCACAAGGAGACUCAGCAGGGAGGUGUUAUAGCCCGAUUUGAAUGUUCAUCUGAUGUGAUCUGUUUGGACGUCUCUCCACAGUUGGAUUAUAUGGUGUGUGAAUGUUACGACGGAAUGCUUCAUCUAUGGUCACUCCAUACUGGCAAGCUAGUGUGGACACGUCCAGUAGUAGAGAAAAAGGAAUUCCGUUGGUAUGCACCAUUUAGCUAUACUAGAAAUUUAGGUUUAGAUCCCUCAGAUCGUGUUUAUUCAUUCUUUCGUUCUGUCGUUUUCCACCCUACAAAGAAAUGUAUUUUAUCUGGGAGUCUAAGUCAGGUCUACACUAUGGAAGGAGACUUGAAACCGCUCUUUCCCGGAAGUAACUGUAGAUUCUCGGUUUGCUCUAUUUCCUGCGACAACACCAUGAUUCUAACUAAUUGUCUUGAAAGUCGUAAAUGCCUUGUUUGGUGGAGUUUGCAAAAUGGUGGCGAGAUCCAUCGGAUCUACGAAGAUGAAAACAUUUUAUCAUUUGCAUGGUCUGGCGAUGGAAGGCUUCUUGCAAUUUCCCAUUCUUCCGGAGUAAUAAGUUUGGUUAAUGUGCUGUAUGGAUUCAGAUUUAAUCUAGUACAUAAAUCUGUCCGUAAUAGCCGUCCUUUAUUUCACAGAAGAGACGUGGAAGUAUUUGGCAUGGUAAAGUUUUCACCUGAUCAUCGAUUUGUUCUUUGUUGUUCUAUAGAACAGCUUGACCAAGUCUUACUUUGCCUCAAGGUUGUAGAGGGUGCCCCAAACAGAUUUUCUUUAACGAGAGUGUCUUAUGAUUCCAAGAAUUUUGAAUUUUUUAGUGAUUGUGGUUUUUUUUUUGGUGAUCUUAUUGCCACAGACGAUUCUGUGCCAGGGAAUAUUGUGUUUGGUCUCAACAAACAACAUCUGUUACGAUCAAGUGGUAGCUCAAUAGAAAUGGUGAAUAUCAAUAACGUCAGAAGAAUCGAUCAAGGUAAAUCCCCUAGACCUAGUGGGAUAGCACUCAGUUUGGAUGGUCAGACCGUGUUUAUUGCAAGUGGCACAUCAGUCACUGCUUAUGACGUGUUCAGUGGGAAUCGUAAAGCUGAGAUAAAACCCGUACCUUUCGAAUAUUUGUGUUCUGUUAAAGGAGGUGUUCUAAUGUCAAAGAAAAGAGGCCCUAACUCAACAGAGUUGUGGGAUUAUAGCCUCUCUAAAACUGUCAAAGUAUGGACCAACCUGAAUUUUGACGUUGAAAAACUGAUCCCAAUAUCAGAAGAACGAGUAGCAGUCGUAGGAAGGGCUGAUGUGGCAGUCCUGGAUACAAGCAGUGGAACAGUUGUGUCAACAAUCCCAUCUUUAGGAGGAAGUUCAAGAGUUCUUACUUGCAACAGUAAAUGUCAGCUGUUAAUUGACAGGACGAGGGAUGGACCUCGUCCUGGCUAUCUUCAGUUGUUAGAUGGUACAACAGUUGUUUGGCAAAAGGAAGGCUUUGGAACGGUCAUUGAUUAUAAGAGUGGGGCAUUCUCACCUAAGGAACAGUUCCUUGUUGUUGCGUCGGCUCGAGGCAUGUUAGUUCUGGAUUCUAAAACAGGAAACACACUCCGUACUUUACCUAAUUCACGGCCAUUUCCCGACGAAAGUCACUGUACUUUUAUAAGUGACGACGAAUGUGUUGCUUAUACUGGUGAUUACACUUAUCAGCUGUUAAACGUCAAAUCUGGUGAACUUUUAACUGCAAUUGAUCACGGAAGUUUCGUGACCUGUGUAGCAGCCUGUCUCUUUAAUCGUGUUGUCGUCUUCGGCCUGGGCCAGAACGUUACACCUAAUUUUAAAGUUUUCAUGGCGUGUUUGCCACGAGGCGAUGACAGUGAAAACGGGAAAAGGUGAGCUGUCGGUAAAUCGUAAUUUAUUUUCUGUCAUUUAGCCUUUUUUGCUAGAAGACCUGCUAGAAAUCAUCAGUAGUUUUUCUCCAUUAUUUCUCCACCACUUUUUUAUGGAUUCAUUUGAAGAAAACUCGUAUAACCGGGGCAUUUGCUCUUUGGAACAACAAUCUUAGCAGGCGACAGGCGACGGGUUUUCACGCAUGCUGCAAAAGAUUCCACCCUCUGAAAGACUGUCUGACGCAUAUACAGAAUUUACCAUUUUUAAAAAUGUCCGUACAAAAACUAAGAACCCCAAUCACUUAACUUCCUCUUUCACGUUCUUUUUAAUUUAUUUAGUUGAUAAUCUAACUACAAGGAUUUCCACUAAGUGAAAAGUGAUCCUCGUAGUUACGUAUACAAUUUUAGCAUUUUUGAAAGGGCAUUGAAAAUUAAAGGGAUUCGAACCCAUGAAAUCAGCAUGACGGAUGUUCUAAGCUACUGAGUUCAAGACCCCAUCACGCCACGUGGACGGUAAUAUAGAUUCAAUAACUGAGACUACGAAUAUGGAUGACCCCUGCGAGAAUUUAUAAAUCAGUUCCGCAAAGUAAAGCCCGUCCUCCCCCCCCUCCCCCCCCCCCACCCCAACAUUCCAAUAUUCCAAUUCAAGUUUUGUACCCCCCCUGUUAGUUAAAAGUGUUUCCAUUUCAUUUAAUUGUGUAUAUAAAAAAGUCUCUUUGUAAUGAUUUUCACCCUCCCAAGCUGAUCGCCUGGGCCCGGUUCCUCGAAAGACGGUUAACUUUAACCCAGGAUUAAGCAAAAUUUUAAGCAAGGUUUUCUUGUCUAAAGACGUGCAAAUGGAACUAAAAAAGACACGGUUGAGCCUUUGAUCCGAGAUACAAUAAUGACAACACAAAGGCUGUUACUCUAACCAAUGCAUAGGAAAGUAAAUUACAAAAUCAGAACAAAAUUUGUUUGAAGUUUUCCGGUGACCGCUAUAUACAGGGCCGUUAUAUACAGGUUUGACUUUAAUUAUUACGUACAGGGGCACCCAACGGGAAAUUUUGAGACAACAAAGCAUGAAUAAAGCUUUCUGAAGCCAUUUUGAGCAUGUUGGGAAAUUGCUGGGAAAAAUGUAUCUGUUCCUCACUCCCAGUAAAACUGAUGAAAGAGUUUCCAGCCAACAAGGUGCACCUACAACCUGCAAUUUGACUUACUGAGAAGUUUUCCAGCAGGCGUAUGUCCAGACCUUAUUGGUCAGUUUGGGUGUGGUCAUAGGGCAAAAUUCAAUCCUUUAGUUGGUGGGGGGAGGGGGGGGGAAGAGGUUUCUGACAAAUAGCACAUAGCAGCUCUUCUAGACAUCAAAUUUCCUCAGACACCAUGGAUUGUCUAUUUCCCAGCAACACUUUCCUUCCAAGGACAUAUUGUUUUUCCCAAAUCUCCCAGCCAGCAAAAGUUUGCCUGAAGAACAGAUAUUUUGAGGAAUAGAUCCGUUGGGUGCCCCUGUAUGUAGUCAAGAAACCUCGCGACAAGCUCGUUCUAACAAUACUUUCUUCCAUAAUUUUUUAGCCGUACCAGCGGAGCAACAUUGGGUGGACAGAAGAGUUCAUAUUCGGCACAGCAAGUAUGUAUAAGUUGUUUGGUUUUGGUAUAAACUAGAAACAAUUAAUAUUGAUUGACUGAAUGCUUCGACUGAUACUAAGCGCGGUUGGAGCAAGUAACUUUCCAAACAACUUGAAGAAGUUUGGUUGGAUAUAAAGCUCGCUCUAAAACUGAGUUUGCAUGUCAACAAUGUGUUGUUAACUAAUAUUGCUCAGUUAUCUUAAUCUGGACAGUACAUUAAUGAUUCUGAAGAUCAACGGGAAGGAAAAAGAAUGCGAGAUUAGGAAAGCAUCAGCAGCACGCGGACCAAGUAAAUCAAAACGGAGGAAAUAAUCACGGUUGAAUUUUUUCUAGAAUAACCAACAAGCCAAAGGGAGAAGUGAAGACUAAUGAUGAUAAUCGCGGGUUAUUAUUAUUACUAUUAAUUGUCUAUCUAAUAGCAUCCUCAACUCCAAGUAGUACUUUAAAACGUUUGUGUCCCUUUUCAGUUUCAGAAAAUGAACUGUUUUUUUUGCUUGCUGCUAUUCCUCAAAAUGCGGUUCACACCUAGUAUCUAGUCACAGUUUUGCGUAUUCGUAUUAUUAUUUUUUCUAGUACGUCAGUUAUUUGGUCUUUGCAUACCGAUAGCUGUGAUCUUUUCUUCUUUUAAUAUCUUUUUUUCACUCUGCCAAAACAGCUAAGUUGCCGUUCCUCUGUCGUGUGUGACGUCAAACAUGGGUAAUUUUCCAUAGUACAUUUAUUGACCAUCACUGACGUCAGUAAUAAAAAACAUUGCAAACAUCUCCCAAAUUUGUCAAUGCCCCCUGGGUAUGAAGAGUUGGUCGGCGGAUGAAUUAGCCAAUCGGAAAGAAAGACAUAUUUUGAAUGAAUAAUAACAAUUCAUUAUUUAUUAACAUUUUUAACGCAGUUAAGAAAUUCCUGAAACUAACAAAAUUUUGCAAGGUUCCAGUUUAAGAAUGCGUUCCUAUUACAUUACAAAACAAGAAAAUUGUCAGAUUUGGCAAAGGGUUGUUAGGAAUGAUCGCUAACUGUGUAAAUAAGUAGGUUGAGUUUGAUCGUCCGGGUGAACGUAGUUCUGAAUAGGACUUUUGUUGUUGACAGUGACUGACGUUUCGAGAACCUACGGUAGUCAUCUUCCGAGUCAAAGUGUUUUGUAUCACGUCAGUUGAUGGUAUUACGGCACAGGUUGUCGAAACGUCAGUCACUGUCAACAACAACAGUCCUAUUCAGGACUACGUUUACCCGGACGAUCAAACUCAACCUACUUAUGAAGUGACUCCUGGAUUCAAAUUUUUCGCAAGGCCAUCACGAAAAAUAGUUAAUUUGAACAUUUUGAAUGUGCGUUCAUUCCUGGACUUAUGACCAAGCGAAAUAGAACAGUGGAUGUAAUUUAAUUUUAACUUCUUUCCAGGGCGAGCAACACUCUGAAGUUCAAAGAGGCGAAAAGCGAAAGGAAAAUGAGCAAGAGGUUAGUUGUUAG
Molecule: messenger RNA, 24522 nt
Organism: Porites lobata
Lineage: Eukaryota; Metazoa; Cnidaria; Anthozoa; Scleractinia; Poritidae
Source: the annotation of a GenBank genome assembly